GAUAAGCCGUCCAGUGCAAAGGACCCAGAAUCAGCAAGCGGCAACAAAAACCCUAUUAUUAGUGUGGUCCUUACUAAUCACGAGGCCAUGCCUGGUGCCUCUAAAAUAGUUCCUAUCGAAGCAGCUCCAGCUGAACCAUCCACCCAGACUGUUGCAGACGCAGGUUCCCAGGAGGGAGCGAUGAAAAGGGGAUACCAGGAAUAUGCCAUUCAGCAAGCUGCUUAUGAAGCACCCCUCAAAUCAAACAGGUUAGGACAGACACAGCUUAAAAUCUUCACAUGUGAAUACUGCAAUAAAGUCUUCAAGUUCAAACAUUCACUGCAGGCUCACUUAAGAAUCCACACCAAUGAGAAACCAUUCAAGUGCCCGCAGUGUGACUACGCCAGCGCUAUCAAGGCCAAUCUUAGUGUUCAUAUACGGAAACACACCGGCGAGAAAUUCAGCUGUGAGCUGUGCUCAUUUAAUUGCCUCAGUAAAGGACACCUCAAAGUGCACGUGGAGCGAGUGCACAAAAAGAUCAAGCAGCACUGCCGAUUCUGCAAGAAGAAAUACUCUGACGUGAAGAACCUUCUUAAACACAUCCGCGAGACUCACGACAUGAGCGACAAGAAAGUACAGGACUCCUACAAUGAGUACAGCCUCCAGACCAGGGAGGGCAAGAGACAGCUUCUGUACAACUGUCAAAUAUGCGACCGCAAGUUCAAGAACGAGCUUGAGCGUGACCGUCACAUGAUGGUUCAUGGCAACAAGAGACCCUUCGGCUGCGAGCUAUGCGAUCACGGCUCAACCAAAUUCCAAGCCUUGCAAGCCCACAUCCGAAAGCAUCCCUUCAUCUACGUGUGUGCCGUUUGCCAGGAAAAGUUUGUCAGCUCUGUGCGGCUUAAGUCGCAUCUCAGAGAGUUCCACCCGGAAUCUGAUGAACCCUCUGCUUUUGCAGACUCCAUCAAUUCCAGCUUUUGCUUGCUCAAACCAGGCGACGACAUUCAGAAGGACAUGUUGAAUCAGGAUGAGCUUAAGAUCACAGAAGAGCUGUCGCAGCUCAACGCCCAGGAGCUGUUAACCACAGAAAUGACUUGCUUGGGUCAAGAGGACCUUCAAACUCAAUGCUCCGAUAGUUUAGUGGUGGAGUCAGACCUUCUUGUACAGAACUCACAGGAUGGAAAUCCUGUUUCAGACAGUAUGAAUAAGAUAGACACGUCUGCCGUAGCACAAACACAAGAGAUGGUCUGUGAAGAUGAAAUCAAUUCCCAAAGGCUUCAAGAGUGCUGUAUGACAGAAGAUCAGAAUCCUGCUCAAGAAACUGCACCUUUGACGCCUGAAAAAACCCAAACGCACUCAGAGCAGCUAGUAUCAAAUGACACAUUUCCUCAAACCGAGAAAGAGGUGAUUGUGCCACAAACUAACGCCGAUGAGGACUUACUCGGUUCAGAGCUAGAAGAAAUAUCUUCUUUCAAGCAGAUUGUAGAGCAGAUGCAAAAACGACAGCUGAACAUGGAAGUUUUUGAACGGAUCCGGAAAGUGUAUGGAGACCUUGAAUGUGAAUACUGUGGGAAGCUUUUCUGGUAUCAGGUGCACUACAAUACGCAUGUGCGAACGCACACCAAAGAGCACCUCCAUUACUGUUCUCAGUGCAAUUAUUCCUCCAUCACUAAAAACUGCCUGAAGCGGCAUGUCAUCCAGAGACACUCGGACAUCCUGCUGAAGUGUCCCUCUGAAGGAUGCCAGUACUGUACUCCUGACAAAUACAAACUUCAGGCUCAUCUCAAAACCCAUUCGGACAUUAUCAAACGAAGUUUUAUAUGCCCAGUAUGUCAAGAGACUGUUCCCGAAGACAAAGUUAGAGCUCAUAUCAAAAGCAACCAUCCGGAUGUGUCGCUGAACUACAUCUCGGAAACGUUGGGACUACGUGUACAUGUGAAAGGAGUGAUCGGGAAACGAGCUUCCAAAUGCCCGUACUGUGAUUGCUUCUUCACAAGGAAUGGGGCAGAUCUUCAGCAGCACAUAUGGGCCCAUGAAGGACUGAAACCGUACAAAUGUUCACAAUGUGAUUAUGCCUCAAGGAGUAAAAGCAACCUCAAAGCUCACAUGAAUAGACACAGUACUGAGAAAACACAUCUUUGUGACCUCUGCGGAAAAAAGUUCAAGUCUAAAUGCACUCUGAAAAGUCAUAAGCUCAUGCACACAGCAGACGGAAAACAGUUCAGAUGUACUGAGUGUGACUUCACUGCUGCACUGAGACCGCAUCUCCUUCGUCACAUGGAGCAGCAUGCUUCUUUCAAACCUUUCCGUUGUGCACACUGCCACUACUCGUGCAACAUCUCAGGCUCUCUGAAAAGACACUAUAACAAAAAACAUCCCAACGCUCAGUAUAUCAAUGCUGGAACAGGAGUGUCCUCUUCCGAAACUGUGAUAGAGCAAGGUGGAGUCAAAUGUCCUGUGUGCAAUUACGUUUAUGGCACUAAAUGGGAAAUGAACAGACAUCUUAAGAGCAAACAUGGUCUCAAAGUAGUGGAGACCGACAGUCUUGGUCUGAAUCAAUGGGAGGUAGUGGAGUCAGUGGAGGAGCCGGCCAUGCAGUACCUUCACAUAGCUGAGACUGAGGGUCCACGAGGAACAGAGACCGCUGUAUCAGCUCUGCAGGACCUGCGCUUCAACACACAAAAUGGUGUUGUGUCUGCGGCAGCGGGAGACAGACUAGACCCGGCGUCUGUCAACAUCCUGCAGCAGAUCAUUGAUCUGGGCUCAGAGAAUCAUGAUGCUGCUGUGGCUUCUGUGGUUGCCAUGGCUCCCGGUACAGUUACUGUUCUGGAGCAGGUGGAGCAGGAGGAGCCGCAGGCCAAUCAUGCCAUGCUGAUCCAGGAUGCACUGCAGCAGGCCACAGUGGGCCUGGGAGAAGAGCACCACCUAGUGUUGUCUUCAGAUGAAAUGGAGGGCAUCAAAACUGUUACAGUGUAUACACAGGAAGACGCAUCCCAGUUCAUAGUCUAUGUUCAGGAGUCUGUGCAAACUGAGGAGACCAGCACAGUAUAGACCGUAGUAAGACCAUACAUAUGGGGUUUAAAACUACUAGCUAUCUAGUUCAAAUGCUGUUCAAGUGUUCCGUUCUAAUUUUACUUCUGCUAUAGUUAAUCCAGUCAGGUCUUGAGUGUAUUAUUGCAGCCAUAUAUAUGCUUAUAGGGCCUUAUCUUGCACAAUUGUAAAUAAUCUGAAACAGUGGCAGUGAAUAGCCAGCCUCAUGCUACAAAAAAAUUGUAAUACAAAAAGAUCAGUUAGUUUUAAGACCUAAUCACAGUAAAGCCAGCUGCACAUAACUAAGAAUCUCUAUUCUCUAUUUUAGAAAUGUGAUUUUCUUUUUUUGUGUGCCUUCAUUGUACGUAUGUAACAGAGUUACUGUGUGACUCUGGACUUCUCCACACUUUUUAUAUAACGCUCCCAUACAGUGUAUGGCUGUCAUUAUAGUAAACUGAGUUAUUUAAUGGGGGGUGUUGUGUAUUGUCGAGAUACUUCAUUAAUUAAUUUCAUAAAAUUUCAUGAUUUC
Molecule: messenger RNA, 3538 nt
Organism: Carassius auratus (goldfish)
Lineage: Eukaryota; Metazoa; Chordata; Actinopteri; Cypriniformes; Cyprinidae
Product: zinc finger protein ZFAT-like
Exons: 13
Biological process (GO): regulation of transcription by RNA polymerase II
Cellular component (GO): nucleus
Molecular function (GO): DNA-binding transcription factor activity, RNA polymerase II-specific; sequence-specific DNA binding
Source: RefSeq, a predicted model, not a curated record